This is a messenger RNA of Amphibalanus amphitrite, 3021 nucleotides long. RefSeq names its product TBC1 domain family member 1-like. The record is from RefSeq and is a predicted model, not a curated record. Bases 426 to 2198 code for a protein of 590 amino acids. The transcript is spliced from 10 exons. Lineage: Eukaryota; Metazoa; Arthropoda; Thecostraca; Balanomorpha; Balanidae.
GGGCGGGUAGGCUGUUCCGGCGCGCUCGGAGCGACCCGCUGCAGCCGGUCCGGUCGCAGGCGCCCCCUGUCGGCGCGAUAGGCGGCCGCGCCGCGCUGUGGUGGACCGGUCCGACCGGGCGGCCGAGCCGCUGCCUUCGUGGCGCCGCUCGCCGCGCUAGUGCGGUGCGCGCCCCAGCGUGUGGUGUGUGUGGUGCGUUGUGUUGGUCGUUUUCUAAGACUUUCCUGUCGAAGUGUGGGGUUAUUUGGAGUGGUGUUGUGCCGAGGAGUGUCGGGCGGUGUCUGUGCGCGUGCGGCGGCAGACGGCAGUGAAGUGCGCCGGCCGCCGCGCCCGCAGUGCAGGUCGGCCGGCCGUGCCAAGGUGAAAGGGCCGGCCGGACGGUGGCGGCCCGCCGGACGCGACCUUGACCGUGGCGGCGCCGCAUCAUGGGCCACGUGGAGGACGUGCCGACCGGCGUGACGUCCAUCUGCAACGACAACUACGAGCCGGACCGGUGCGGCGCGGCGCUGCCGGGUCUGACACCAACCCCAGCACCUACCGCUGCUACUGCGCCCUCCGCGACCCGGCCGUCCAAACCUAAACCGACACCGCGCCGGGCCAUGCGUCAGGUGAUCAAAUACAGCGGCAAGCUGAAGGAAACCCUGGUUCACGAGGUGCAGGGACUGCGGCCUUCGUCCAAACACAGAGAGAAGUCGCCGCUUGUGGCACGCACCAGCUCCGAUGCGGCGGCAACGGCGGCCCAGCCCCGCCGCUCGCGCGAGGAGCUGCGCCAGCUCUGGAAGAAGGCCAUCAACCAGCAGGUGCUGCUCAACAGGAUGGAGCGAGAGAACGAGCGCAUCACAGAGCGUGUGCGGAGCGGGGAGCGUGUCAUGUACGCCGAGAUGCCGCCCUGCGCCGGGGACGUCAAAUCCGAGUGGAGGCAGCUGCUGGACAGCUGGCGCGCCGGCAGAAAGGUCCACGUCGACGACCUCCAGGAGCUCGUCUUCAGAGGCGUUCCGAUCCGUCUGCGUCCGGAGGUGUGGCAGCUGCUGGUGUUUCACCACCGGCUCCACCACCCGGCGCCGUCCGUCAGCCACGUGGACAACUACGACACCUCGUACCUGCAGCUCAUCCGGCAGCUGACCAGCUUCCAGCGAGAGAUUCUCACAGACCUCGGUCGCACGUUCCCGCAGCACCCCUACUUCCGGAGUCCGUUCGGCUCUGGUCAGCUGGAGCUGUUUAACGUGCUGAAGGCGGUCUCCCUGCUGGACCCCGAGCUCGGCUACUGUCAGGGACUCGGCUUCAUCGCCGGCAUACUGCUGCUUCAUGCGCCGGAGGAGGAGUCUUAUGAGCUGCUGAAGCACAUGCUGUUCCCCCUGGAGCUGCGGAAGCAGUUCAUGCCGGACAUGUCUCCGCUGCAGAUUCAGAUGUACCAAUUUUCGCGACUGGUACACGACCAUCACAGUGAUCUGUACGCCCACCUGGAGAAGUACGAGGUGUCUCCGAUGUUAUACGCCACGCCCUGGUUCCUCACGCUCUUCUCGUCCCAGUACCCGAUCGGGUUCUCUGCCCGCGUCUUUGACCUGAUCCUGCUGCUGGGCCUGGAGGCGGUGUUCAAGGUGUCGCUGGCGCUGCUGGACAUCCACCAGGAGCAGCUGAAGAACCUCACCGGCAUGGAGGACAUCAUGGAGUACAUCAAGACGGAGAUGCCGCGCCUCAGCCAGACCAGCGCCCAGCAGGUCUUCAGAAAGGCGGUGGAGCUGGACAUUAGCCGUCAGCUGCUCUCCUACGAGGUCGAGUACCACGUCCUGCAGGAGGAGGUGCUCGCCUCGCCCUCACACGCCGACAGCGACCUCAACAAGCUGGGCGCGAUGAACCAGAACCUGAAACGGCAGGUUAUGGAGCUGCUACAUCAGCUGCAGACCUCCAGCGAUCAAAUCAAAACUCUGACCGAGCGGAACAAGACGCUCGAGUCUCGGGUGAGCCAGCUGAGUUCCGAGAGGUCUGACCUGGUCACCUUCGUCCGCUACCUCAGCCUCCACACGCCCGACCGGCUCGAGGUGCCGGCGCCGUUCCGACGCUUCCUCGACGACGGCGCCGCCUCGGAGCCGGCCGGCGACGCGCGCGACCCACUCAACUGUGCCCUGUUCGAGGCGGGUCCGUCGCGGCCGCGCCGGGAGAGGGCCCUGUCACGCUCCAAGACGGUGGACUGCGAGUGACGCUAGGGAGGAGGGAGGGAAGGAGGGAUAAAGGCAGGUUUGGUGAGAGGAGAGUAUUUUGGAGUGGUGCGAGGGAUGGAGAGGGGAGGCUGAGUGGAAUGGAGGACUCGCGAUGAGAGGGAUAUGAGCCGGAGCACGGGAGGGCGCUGGCGGUCUGCCGGCGCCCGGCGGCCGCGGUCGGUCUGUUUGUAUGUCUGUCUGUCUGUCUGUGUAUGGGGCAGCGCCGUGUGAUACUGACAGCUAGUCGUGCCGGGGGGAGGGCCAGGGCGGGGUGAGGCCAGUAUGUGCGCAGAGCCAAUAGUCGACGACACACCUCAGCUCGCUUUCUACUGCUUCCGUCAGACAUCGCUUCUUACAAAAGACGCCGUUUUGCGCGGCCAGCUGCUGGGCUGCACGUGGUUAGAGCCUAUUUACUCCUUUUUUAGUGCCGAGCCUAUAUAAUUGACAUGAAUCGCGUUUUACCUCGAGUAUUUAUUCUGUCCCGUAGAGGCGUUUUAUAGUCGUAAGCGUGAUAGUACAACGCUUACGCACACUCUUAUAUCACUCAAUGCGUAUGCUGCUUGCUGGCUGCUAACGUACGCUAGCAUGUGCUACAAAAAUCGAGAAGACGAGGGUGCGCUGAGCGCGUGCCUGCCGUCCCAACAGUCAGCCAUCUAUGCCUUGCCGUCUGUGCGCCCCUUGGAGCUGCGCGCGCGGGCCGGGGUGCCCGGAGGGGCCGCUGUGGGCGCUGACGAAUAGAUGGCGACCGCGCGCCGCUACCACCCGUCGGCCUUAUGUGACCGAGCUACCAUAUUGUGUGUGAAAUAUAUUAGUUCUUAAGAAA